This is a messenger RNA of Lepus europaeus (European hare), 8241 nucleotides long. RefSeq names its product tet methylcytosine dioxygenase 2 (gene TET2). Gene Ontology annotation, biological process: myeloid cell differentiation; oxidative demethylation; positive regulation of transcription by RNA polymerase II. The transcript is spliced from 11 exons. NCBI's taxonomy places the organism in Eukaryota, Metazoa, Chordata, Mammalia, Lagomorpha, Leporidae. The record is from RefSeq and is a predicted model, not a curated record. Bases 391 to 6408 code for a protein of 2005 amino acids. Gene Ontology annotation, molecular function: DNA 5-methylcytosine dioxygenase activity. Gene Ontology annotation, cellular component: nucleus.
UCGGCGCGGCCGCCCCGAGACGCCAGCCCCGCCGAGUGAUGAGAACAGACGUCAAACUGCCUUAUGAAUAUUGAUGCGGAGGCUAGGCUGCUUUCGUAGAGAAGCAGAAGGAAGCAAGAUGGCUGCCCUUUAGGAUUUGUUAGAAAGGAGACCCGACUGCAACUGCUGGAUUGCCGCAAGGCUGAGGGACGAGAACGAGGCUGGCUAACAUUCAGCAGCAGGCCCUCUCAGAUUGUCUACUCAGCCUUGCUCCUGUUGAGUUGCCACACUUGGAAGCAGGAGAUGGGCUCAGCAGCAGCCAACAGGACAUGAUCCAGGAGGAGCAGUGAGGGACUGAGCUGCUGAAUUGAUUCAGAGGGCAGCCUUGUGGAUGGCCCCGAAGUAAGCCUGAUGGAACAGGAUAGAACCAACCAUGCUGAGGGCAACCGACUAAGUCCAUUCCUGAUACCAUCACCUUCUGCAAUUUGCCAGCCAGAACCUCUGGCCUUAAAGCUCCAGAAUGGCGGCCCAUUCACCGAGAGAGCUCACCCAGAGGUCAAUGGAGACACCCAGUGGCAGGCCAUCAAAAGUCAUCAUGGAAUACCCAGUGUGAAGGAAAGCCAGAGGAGUCGUGCGAGUCCCGACUUCAUGCACGAAGCGAGAGGGUAUUCCAAGUGUUUGCAAAAUGGAGGAAUAAAACGUACAGUUAGUGAACCUUCUCUCACUGGGCUCCAUCAGAACAAGAAAUCAAAACAUGACCAAAAGGCUAAUGGAGAAAGAAAAAGCUUCGGGGAAAGCCAUGAACGAAAUCCAGGUGAAAGCAGCAGUCAACCAAAUGUCUCCGCUUUGAGUGAUAAGAUAGAAUCUGCGAGCUCUGUAGCCCAAGAAAACACCAUCAAAGAUUUUACCAGUUUUUCAACACGUAACUUCAGUGGGUCAGAAAAUCCAGAGCUUCAGAUUCUGAACGAGCAGGAAAGGAAAAAUGCUAACUCCUAUGACAAGAACGUGGUGUUACUUCUUAAAAACAAGGCAGUGCUAAUGCCUAAUGGUGCUACAGUUUCUGCCUCUUCCAUGGAAAACACACAUGGCAAACUCCUAGAGAAAACACUCUCUCAAUACUAUCCAGAUUGUGUUUCCAUUGCGGUGCAGAAAACCACAUCUCAUAUAAAUGCCAUUAACAGUCAGGCUCCUCAUGAGUUGUCCUGUGAGAUCACUCAGCCAUUGCAUACCUCAGGGCAGAUCAAUUCUCCACAGACCUCGAACUCCGAGCUGCCUCCAGAGCCAGCUGCAGUGGUAACCGAGGCCUGUGAUGCUGAUAAUGCCAGUAAACCAGCUGCAAUGCUAGGUACCUGUCCCUUUCAGAAACCAGAACAACCACCACAGCAAAAGUCAGUUUUUGAGAUAUGCCCAUCUCCUGCAGAAAACGGUAACAUUCAAGGAGCCACAAAGCUCAUGUCUGGUGAAGAAUUUGGAUCAGGUUCCUGCAGCAAUCUGCAAGUUCCUGGUGGCAGCUCUGAACGGUAUUUAAAGCAAAACGAAAUGAAUGGUGCUUACGUUAAGCAAAUCUCAGUGUUCACUAAAGAUUCCUUUCCUGCCACUACUACAUCACCAUCACAAAUACUUCUUUCUCCCCCUCCUCCUCCACUUCCUCAACUGCCUUCAGAAGGAAAAAGCACUCUGAACGAUGGAGUUUUGGAAGAACACCAUCACUAUCCCAACCAAAACAACAGGGCGCUUUUAAGGGAAGUGAAAAUAGAGGGUCAAUCUGAUGCACCAACAAGCCAGAGUCCUAACCCAUCCACACACAUAUCCAACCCCUCUCUGCUUCCAGAAGGGCCUCAGAAUAAUUGUGCUAACAAGAAUGGCAUACGGACUCCAGGGACAAUGGCCAUACCGUUGUCUUCUGAGAAAACAAGACCAAUCUCAGAAAAUAUCAGCCAGAACCCAACAGUUCUCAGCAGCAGUGGAGAGCCACAGGACCACUACCAGCAGCUGAUGGGGAACAAGGAGCAAGAGAUUCUGGCGGGUCGAGAAAAGGAACAAACACGAGAUCUUGUGCUCCCAACACAGCAGUAUCUGAAACCAGGAUGGAUUGAAUUGAAGUCCCCGCAUUUUUAUCCAUCAGAAUCUCAUCCAAAAUGUAAUGAGACCUCGCUGCGGUCAAUCCUCCAGUAUCAGUCCAACCCCUCCAAUCAGAUGACCUCUAAACCAUACACUGGAAAUUCCAAUAUGCCUGGGGGGCUCCCAAGGCAUGCUUACAUCCAGAAGUCCAGGCAGCCAGAACAAAAGUCACAAAUGUACCAAGUCGAGGUGAAUCAAGGGCAGUCUCAAGGUACAGUGGACCAACAUCUCCAGUUCCCAAAACCCUCACACCAGGUGCCCUUCUCCAAGACAGAGCCGUCACCCGAAACUCACAUGCAGUCACGAUGUGACCCUAGAUUUAAUUUUCCACAGAAAGGAGAUUUUCCAACUGAGAAACUCAUGUCCCCACUGUUAAAGCAGCACUUGAAUCAACAGGCUUCCAUGACUGAGCCAUUUUCAAAUUCACAGCUUUUGCAACAUAUGCCUCCAAAGCAGGCAGCACAAACACAACCAUCCCCGAGUUCACAUCUCCUUCAAAACCAGCAGCAGCAGCAAAAGUUACAAAUGAAAAAUAAAGAACAAAUGCCCCAGACUUUUGCUCAUCCCCACAGUAACAACGAUCAGCAAAGAGAAGGAUCAUUCUUUGCUCAGAUUAAAGUUGAAGAAUGCUUUCAUGGUGAAAAUCAGUAUUCGAAGUCAAGUGAGUAUCAGAUUCAUCAUACCCAAGUGGGAGUGGAGCAAGUACAGAAUAUGAACAGUAGAAAUUCUCCUUAUGGGCAGAUCUUGAAAUCAGGUGCAAGCAAAGUGCAGAUUUCUUAUUCAAACAAUGCACACCUAGUUCCAGAGAAUAAAGAACAGACUGUACAUUCUGAACUCUUUGCAGGAAACAAGGCCCAAAACUUGCACCCCAUGCGAUAUUUUCCAAAUAAUGUGACUUCAACAAAGCAAGAUGUUCUUCACAGGUGCUUUCAAGAACAAGAGCAGAAGCCUCAACAAGCUUCGGUUCUACAGGGAUAUAAAAGUAGAAACCAAGACAUGUCUGGCGAACAAGCUACACAACUAGCUCAGCAAAGGUACUUGAUGCAUAACCAAGCUAAUGCCUUCUCUGUUCCCGAGCAGGGAGGGAGUCACAUUCAGACCCCUCCACAGAAGGACUUGCAGAAGCAUGCUGCCUUAAGGUGGCACCUCUUACAGAAACAAGAACAGCAGCAAACACAGCAAACCCAUUCCGAGUCUUGCCAUAGUCAGAUGCCCAGGUCAAUUAAGGUUGAACCUGGGUCCAAACCUCAGGCCUGUAUGCGCCCCCAAUCAGCGCAGGCAGACAGUAAAAUGUGGAAAAAGAUAAGCAAACAAGAUAUUCCACCUCCAAGCUGUGAUAACGUGCAGCAGAAGAGUAUCAUUGAGACCAUGGAGCAGCAUCUGAAGCAGUUUCAGGUCAAGUCACUGUUUGACCAUAAGGCUCUUGCUCUCAAAUCACAGAAGCAGAUAAAAGUUGAAAUGUCAGGCUCGGUCACGGUUUUAAGUCGACAGAUCACUGCUGCCGAUCUUGACAGCCACACCGCAUCUUCUGAGCAGCAAGCAACUUCUUCAGAAAGGACACCAACCAAAAGAACAGCUGGUUCUGUUCUCAAUAGUUUUAUAGAGUCACCUUCUACAUUACUAGAUACACCUAUAAAAAAUUUAUUGGAUACACCUGUCAAGACUCAAUAUGAUUUCCCAUCAUGCAGAUGUGUAGAGCAAAUUAUUGAAAAAGAUGAAGGUCCUUUUUAUACCCAUCUAGGAGCAGGUCCUAAUGUGGCAGCUAUUAGAGAAAUCAUGGAAGAAAGGUUUGGACAGAAGGGUAAAGCUAUUAGGAUUGAAAAAGUCAUCUAUACUGGUAAAGAAGGCAAAAGUUCUCAGGGAUGUCCUAUUGCCAAAUGGGUGAUUCGCAGAAGCAGCAGUGAGGAGAAGCUACUGUGUUUGGUGCGGGAGCGCGCAGGCCACACCUGUGAGGCCGCAGUGAUUGUGAUUCUCAUCCUGUUGUGGGAAGGAAUCCCACAGUCUCUGGCCAACGAACUCUACUCCGAGCUCACGGAAACACUGAAGAACCAUGGCACUCUCACCAAUCGCCGGUGUGCCCUGAAUGAAGAGAGAACCUGUGCUUGUCAGGGGCUGGAUCCAGAGACCUGUGGUGCCUCCUUUUCAUUUGGUUGUUCAUGGAGCAUGUACUACAAUGGAUGUAAAUUUGCCAGAAGCAAGGUCCCGAGGAAAUUUAAACUGCUUGGGGAUGAUCCAAAAGAGGAAGAGAAACUGGAAUCUCAUUUGCAAAACCUGUCCACCCUCUUGGCACCGAUAUAUAAGAAACUUGCACCUGAUGCAUAUAAUAAUCAGAUUGAAUAUGAACAUAGAGCACCAGAAUGCCGUCUUGGUCUGAAGGAAGGCCGCCCAUUCUCAGGGGUCACUGCCUGUUUGGACUUCUGUGCUCACGCCCACAGAGACUUGCACAACAUGCAUAAUGGCAGCACAGUGGUGUGCACCCUCACAAAAGAAGACAAUCGAGAAAUUGGAGCAAAACCUGAUGAUGAGCAGCUCCACGUUCUGCCGUUAUACAAAAUCUCUGAUGUGGAUGAGUUUGGGAGCGUAGAGGCUCAGGAGGAGAAGAAGCGCAACGGUGCCAUUGAGGUUCUGACUUCUUUUCGGCGGAAAGUCAGGAUGUUAGCAGAGCCCGUCAAGACCUGCCGGCAGAGGAAACUCGAAGCCAAGAAAGCUGCAGCUGAAAAGCUUUCCGCUCUGGAGAACAGCUCAAAUAAGAAUGAAAAGGAAAAGUCAGCCUCAUCACGUACAAAACAGACUGAAAAUGCAAGCCAGACUAAGCAGUUGGCAGAACUUCUGCGACUUUCAGGACCAGUCAUCCCACAGUCCCAGCCCCAACAACAAAAGCAGCCCCAGCCCCAUCCGCAGCAGCAGCAGCAGCAGCAGCAGCAGCAGCAGCCACCACCACAUCACGCCUGGACUAGCAGCUCUCCAUCAGAGGCCACCAACUCUUACUCUUCUUCCGGGUCCACAAAUGUGUACAUGAGACGGCUCAAUCCAGUGAGUCCUCACCCAGGAUCUUCACACACUUCAGAUAUUUAUGGAGGCGCCAACACUAUGAACCUUUAUUCCACCUCAUCUCAAACUGCAGGUUCAUAUUCUAAUUCCAUGAACCCCUACCCUGGCCUAUUAAAUCAAAAUAAUCAAUAUCCAUCCUUUCAAUGCAACGGAAAUGUAUCCAUGGACAACUGCUCUCCAUAUCUGGGCUCCUAUUCUCCCCAAUCUCAUCCCAUGGAUCUAUACAGGUAUCCAAGCCAAGACCCUCUCUCUAAGCUCAAUCUACCACCCAUCCACACGCUUUACCAGACAAGGUUUGGAAACAGCCAGAAUUAUACAUCUAAGUACUUGGGUUAUGGCAACCAAAAUAUGCAGGGAGAUGCUUUCAGCAGUUGUACCACUAGACCAAAUGCUCACCACGUUGGGACAUUUCCUCCUUACUCCACUCAUGAAAUGGAUGGCCACUUCAUGGGCGCCAUCUCUAGACUACCACCCAAUUUGAACAACUCAAAUGCAGAGUAUAAAAAUGGAGACCAUCAUCCAUCUUCUCACAUCAUCCAUAACUAUGGUGUAGCGCCAGGCAUUUUGGACAGCUCUCUGCAUGCCCUCCAUCUCCAGAACAAGGAGAAUGACGCUCUUUCCCACACUGCUAAUGGGCUACCUAAGAUGCUUCCGGGGUUGAGUCACCAUAGAUCACCGUCUGUUCCCAGCGGCCUGCACAAGCUGAGCGAUGCUAACAGUCAGGAAAAGCAGAUUGUGGCGCCAGUCCAGGCCGUGGCUCCUGCUGCUGGAGAAAAUGAUGAGGUCUGGUCAGACAGUGAGCAGAAUUUUCUGGAUCCUGACAUCGGGGGAGUGGCAGUGGCCCCUGCUCAUGGGUCUAUUCUCAUCGAGUGUGCAAAGCGUGAGCUUCAUGCCACCACCCCUUUAACGGAUCCCAACAGGAACCGCCCCUCCAGGGUCUCACUUGUCUUUUAUCAGCAUAAGAGCAUGAAUGAGCCAAAACACGGCUUGGCUCUCUGGGAAGCCAAAAUGGCCGAAAAAGCCCGUGAGAAAGAGGAAGAGUGUGAGAAGUAUGGCCCGGACUACGUGCCUCAGAAAACCCACGGCAAAAAAGGCAAACGGGAGCCCACUGAGCCACAGGAACCUGCCGAGCGCACGUACCUGCGCUUCUUCAGGUCCCUUGCUGAAAGGACCAUGUCCGCGACCACAGACUCCACCAUAACUACAUCCCCGUACGCCUUCACACGCGUCACCGGGCCUUAUAACAGAUACAUAUGAUGCAGGCCCUUUGGUCGGUUACCUCAUUUGAAAAGACCACAACCAACCUGUCCGUGGUGGCGUUCUCGUGAUGUGGGCAAUGGGGAGAGGUCACAGUAUUCCUGACAAACGUGGUGGGAAAACCUCUAGCUCCCAGCAACACAAGAGGGGGUCUUACCACAGCACUUCAUUUGCCCAAGUGCUCACAGAUGGUGUCUAGGGAAAAGACCAAAGCAUUCUAUGCAAAAAGAAGGUGGGGAAGAAGGUGUUCCACAAUUUACAUUUUUAACACUGGUUCUAUUAUGGGAUGGGAGGAGAUGUAAAUGUGAUUUUUCCCCCCCUUAUUAUGCCACACAUCUGUGACCACUUUUAAUAACAUCAAGUUUGCAUAGUCAUGGAACACAAGUACUGUAGUAUUACAGUUGCAGGAAUAUUACAAUACCAUCUGGUGCUGAAUAUACGAUGUACUGAAAUACUGGAAUUAUGGCUUUUUAACAUGCAGUUUUUACUGUAAUCUUAAUAUUUUAUUUAUCAAAAUAGUUGCAGGAAGCAUAAAUGAAUAGCAGCAAAACACUGAAUUUGUUUGGAUGUGCUAAGAAAUGGUGCUAAGAAAAUGGUGUCUUUAACAGUUGAAAAUUUAAUGCCUUUAUAUCAUCAAGAUGCUAUCAGUGUACUCCAAUGCCCUUGAAUAAAAGGGGGUACCUUUUCAUUCAAAUUUUUAUCAUAAUUACCUAUUCUUACACAAGCUUAGUUUGUAAAAAUGUGGACAUUUUAAAGGCCUCUGGAUUUUGCUCAUCCAGUGAAGUCCUUGUAGGACAAUAAACGUAUCUAUGUACAUAUAUGCACACAUGUGUAUGUGCACACACAUGUACAAAUAUAAAGUGUAUAAAUAUUUUAAAUGGUGUUUUAGACGCACUUUGUCUACCUAAGCUUUGACAACUUGAACAAUGCUAAGGUACUGAGACUUUUUUUUUAAGAAGUUUACUUUCAUUUUAGAAUGCAAAGUUGAUUUUUUUAAUGAAACAAAGCUUUUAAAAAUUUUUGCUUUUAGCCGUGCAUCUGCUGAUGAGCAACAUGUCCAUUUUUAACACAGCCACUUAAAUCCACAGUGGGGCUUACUGGAUUCGAGGGAAUACAUUAGUCCACAAAACAUGUUUUCUGGUGCUCAUCUCACAUGCUAUACUGUAAAACAGUUUUAUACAAAAUUGUAUGACAAGUUCAUUGCUCAAAUAUGUACAGUUUUCAGAACUUUUGUAUCAUCUGCAGGUCAUAAUUAGCCGCAUGCUACAGACUCAGAACUUGUUCAUGUAAGCCUGUGCCAUUUCAUGGAUCUGCGUGCUCUUCCCAGAGCCGGAUGGCAGUCUGCCUUUGUGUUGAUAAUUAUGUACAUUGUGAUAUUGUCAUUUCUUAGCUUAAGUGUCCUCUUUACCAGAAAGAUUGAGCGGACUGAUGCCUGCAUAAGAUGAAUAAACAGGGUUAGUUCCACGUGAAUCUGUUGGUUUAAAAGAAACAAAAAACAGGCAGCUGGUUUGCUGUGGUGGUUUUAAAUCAUUAAUUUGUAUAAAGAAGCGAAAGAGAUGUAUAGUAAAUUAAAUUGUAAACAAAACUUUUUUUAACGCGAUGCUUUAGUAUUUUAGUACUGUAAAAAAAAUUAAAUAUAUACAUAUAUAUGAGAUUGAAGCAGAAUUCAGAUCCUGAUGGUGCUACUCAGCCUGCUACAAAUAUAUCAUAAUGUGAGCUAAGAAUUCAUAAAAGGUUUGAGUGAUGUUCCUACUUGUCAUAUACCUCAACACUAGUUUGGCAAUAGGAGAGUGAACUGAGAGUGAAAGCUUAGAGCAUUGUGUACCAUCGCUU